Molecule: messenger RNA, 414 nt
Organism: Closterium sp. NIES-67
Lineage: Eukaryota; Viridiplantae; Streptophyta; Zygnematophyceae; Desmidiales; Closteriaceae
Source: the annotation of a GenBank genome assembly
GGUGGCGCUGUGCAAGGCUCAGGUGCACAAGGUGAAGGUGCACAAGGUAAUGCCUAUCCUGGGAUGUUUCUUAUGGUUGAGGAUGUGCAUGGGCAUGAGGGUGAUGUGGGAUCUGUGGGAAAGGUUGUGAUGCACCCUCUCACGCACUGGGUGAUUGAUUCAGGUUGCACCAGUCACAUGACCCCACGGGCAGAUUUGCUUGAUGAGGUAAAACCCCCUGGGAAGAUCAAGUAUGUGGCAGCAGCGUCAGGUGCUUUGCUCCCCGUGAUUGGUGUUGGGAAUGCCAAGGUUAAGGGAGCUAAUGGGGAGCUUGUGGGGCUUGGGAAUGUUCUGCUGGUUAAAGGCUUGUCUGCUAACCUUCUCUCUGUGCGGCGACUGCAGAAGAAUUCUUGAACUUUGAUUGAACCUUUGAGA